UCCUUACACUAACGCCUUUUUCAAAAUAAUCCUUUCUUACUCCAACUGCCUCUCUCUCCACUUCCUCCACCACUCGCUCCUCCAUAUCACAGUCUUUUUAAGUUCUCAGAAUCUCAACUCCCAGCCAGACUCUCCCUCUCCGUAAAACUCUUUCUAUCUCUUGUUUAGGAGAGCUUGUCUCUCUGAGCUAGAGCUCUCUCAAACUAUUUUCCUCUCUCACCCUCUCUUAAAGCAUCUGUCUCUGCUGCCAUGGCGGUUGCAGAGUUAUCGCCUUCAUACACCAAGACCCACCUUCAAUCCUCUCAAAUAUCAUUCUUAUCGAACCGUUUCUACAAUCACCGCCGCUGCGCUUUUCGACCGUUCCCUCGAGCUAGAAGUACCGCAAUCUCGUGCUCUGUUGCACCAAAUCAAGUUAAAUCUCCGGUCGCAGUGCAAGAUGAGGACCCCAAGAAGAAGUCUGAAUGCUACGGCGUGUUCUGCCUCACCUAUGAUCUCAAGGCUGACGAAGAGACAAAAUCGUGGAAGAAAUUAAUUAAUAUUGCAGUCUCGGGUGCUGCUGGGAUGAUAUCUAAUCAUCUGCUUUUCAAACUUGCAUCUGGUGAGGUUUUUGGUCCUGAUCAACCUGUUGCUUUGAAAUUAUUGGGUUCUGAAAGGUCCUUCCAAGCCCUUGAAGGUGUUGCUAUGGAAUUGGAGGAUUCUUUGUUUCCUUUGCUGAGGGAGGUUAGUAUAGGCAUUGAUCCAUAUGAUGUGUUUCAAGAUGUAGAAUGGGCCCUUUUAAUAGGAGCAAAGCCUCGAGGGCCUGGGAUGGAACGGGCUGAUUUACUAGACAUAAAUGGGCAGAUUUUUGCGGAGCAGGGAAAGGCUCUCAAUGCCGUUGCAUCCCGUAAUGUCAAAGUAAUAGUUGUAGGCAACCCCUGCAACACUAAUGCAUUAAUUUGUAUGAAGAAUGCUCCAAACAUACCGGCAAAAAAUUUUCAUGCUUUGACUCGGUUAGACGAGAAUAGAGCAAAAUGUCAGCUGGCCCUCAAGGCAGGUGUCUUCUAUGAUAAAGUGUCAAACGUGACCAUCUGGGGAAACCACUCAACAACACAGGUCCCAGACUUUUUAAAUGCUAGAAUCAAUGGCUUGCGUGUCAAAGAAGUUAUCAAGGAUCACAAGUGGUUAGAAGAGGAAUUUACAGAAAAGGUCCAAAAGAGAGGUGGUGUGCUGAUCCAAAAAUGGGGAAGAUCUUCUGCUGCAUCUACUUCUGUGUCUAUUGUCGAUGCAAUCCGGUCUUUAGUCACUCCCACCCCCAAGGGUGAUUGGUUUUCAUCUGGAGUUUAUACUAACGGAAAUCCUUAUGGAAUAGCGGAGGAUAUUGUUUUCAGCAUGCCAUGCAGAUCAAAAGGAGAUGGUGAUUAUGAAUUUGUCGAGGAUGUAAUAUUUGAUGACUACCUUCUGAAGCGAAUAAACAAGACUGAAGCUGAACUGCUAGCUGAGAAGAGAUGCGUGGCCCACCUUACAGGGGAGGGCAUUGCUUUCUGCGAUCUACCCGAGGACACGAUGCUUCCUGGGGAGAUGUAACACUUAUCGGGCUGCUUUUCAUCUCAAGAAGUGAUACGAAAACUACCACAAUGAGCCGUAUGGAGAGACACUAGAUACUGAAAUUAAGAUCAUUGCAUUAUUUAUGAAAUAAAGAUUCUCUUUGAAUUUUGAAAACUUCUUUUGAUGGUAUAGCUUGCAGCUUUUGUGUUGACGCAUAUUUUCCUUUGCCCUCCUUGCAUAAGCCGAUCUGGCCUAAAUCAUCUUUCUGCUAGUAAUUCUAUUAUGAACUUCUAGUAAGUGUGAUUGCUGUCUAUCAUUAUUCGGGACCCAUGGCUUAAACUGUGUAACCUGAAAAACCUUUCUAUGAUAACCGUGUUAAUGAC
This is a messenger RNA of Juglans microcarpa x Juglans regia, 1907 nucleotides long. Its product is annotated as malate dehydrogenase [NADP], chloroplastic. Gene Ontology annotation, molecular function: L-malate dehydrogenase (NAD+) activity; L-malate dehydrogenase (NADP+) activity. The transcript is spliced from 14 exons. The record is from RefSeq and is a predicted model, not a curated record. Gene Ontology annotation, biological process: oxaloacetate metabolic process; malate metabolic process; tricarboxylic acid cycle. Lineage: Eukaryota; Viridiplantae; Streptophyta; Magnoliopsida; Fagales; Juglandaceae. Bases 250 to 1563 code for a protein of 437 amino acids.